UUAUAGUUUUAUCGAUCUCUUGCUCUCUUCUUACAAACAACUAUGGAGUCCAACAAGAACCAAAAUGUUCUUCAUAUAGCAAUGUUCCCAUGGCUAGCCCAUGGCCACAUAAUGCCAUUUUUUGAGCUCUCCAAGUUCUUAGCUCAAAAGGGUCACAAAAUUUCUUACAUUUCAACCCCUAAUAACCUCAACCGCCUCAAAAAACUCAUUCCCCAAAACCUUUCCCAUCUCAUAUCCUUGAUCCCACUUCCUCUUCCUCACGUAGAUGGAUUGCCUCAAGGCACUGAGUCAACCUCCGAGUUACCGAUCCACAAGGUCCCCUUCCUCAAAAAGGCCUACGACAAGCUCCAACUCGCCUUGACUCAGUUCCUCAAAGACUCAAACGACGUGAACUGGAUUAUCCACGACUUCGCAUGUCAUUGGCUAUCCCGAGUCGUCGUGUCCACUCAACUCGGGAUCAAGCUAGUUUUCUUUGCCAUAUACAACGCCACCACGAUGUCGUUUUUAGGAUCACCGUCGGAGUUGCUAAAUCGCUCCCGUCAGCGACCAGAGGACUUCACCGUCGUUCCGAGGUGGAUGGACUUUGCUUGUAACGACGUCGCUUUCAAGUUGUAUGAGAUAACGAGUCACUGGGACUGCAUGGACUCGGAGGUCUCUGAUUUUCAACGGUUGGCUGAGGUGGUCCAAGGUUGCGAUAUCGUUGUAACAAGGACGUGUUCCGAAUUUGAGUCCGACUCACUGAGUCUACUCAGAAAGCUUUACCAAAAGGCAGUUCUUCCCAUUGGACUGUUGCCACCACCUUGGAAAGGUGAAGAAUCCCAUGGAGACGAGAGAUUGAGAGGCUUAAAGCAGUGGCUCGACAGUAAAGAAGAGAAUUCGGUGGUUUACAUCGCACUCGGUACCGAAUUGAGUCUGAGUCAAGAUUUGAUUCACGAGUUAGGUCAUGGGAUAGAAAAAUCCGGGUUGCCCUUUAUCUGGGUGGUCAAUGAUCGGCCACUAGUUGAAGGAACUUUUGGUUCAAAUUUAAUUCCAACUGGGUUUGAAACUCGGGUCUCGGGUCGGGGCUUGGUAUGGAGGGGUUGGGCUCCCCAACUCGAAAUCUUGGGUCACCCGUCGGUGGGUGGGUUCUUGACGCAUUGCGGUUGGAGUUCAGUUAUUGAAGGGCUUGGAUUUGGAAAGGCGUUGAUUUUGUUUCCCGGGGGUAGCUCGGAUCUCGGGUUGGUUGCGAGGCUGUUACACAGACGGGGAAUCGGGUUAGAAAUUCCUCGAGAUGAGAAAACCGGGUCAUUUACGAGUAACUCAGUGGCUGAGUCAAUUCAACGAGUUAUGGUUGACCCAGAAGGAGAGCUGCUCAGGGUAAAGGCACAUGACAUGAAGGAUAUUUUCGGCAACGUGGAACUUCAGAACAAGUACUUGACUGAGUUCACUGAAUUCAUUGUGAAUUAUAGUUCGAAAAGUAACUGAUCCGCUUUUUAAACUCGCCCUACUAUGUGGUCGUUUACGAAUAACUCAGUUGCUGAGUGGAUUACGCUAGUCAUGGUUGACGUAGUUGGCCAAGCAAGGACUAUGAGAGAGAUUUUUUGCAACGUGGAACUUCAGAGAGAAGCACUUGGACGAGUUUGCUGAGUUCCUUUUGCAAGAAAGUUUGGGUGGAACUGAGUCACUUAAGUAAUAGAGAGCUUG
Molecule: messenger RNA, 1683 nt
Organism: Morus notabilis
Lineage: Eukaryota; Viridiplantae; Streptophyta; Magnoliopsida; Rosales; Moraceae
Product: UDP-glycosyltransferase 91C1
Exons: 2
Coding region: 43-1464 (473 amino acids)
Molecular function (GO): UDP-glycosyltransferase activity
Source: RefSeq, a predicted model, not a curated record